This is a messenger RNA of Botrytis sinoallii, 798 nucleotides long. RefSeq lists its product as uncharacterized. The coding region runs from base 1 to 798 and encodes 265 amino acids. The record is from RefSeq and is a predicted model, not a curated record. The transcript is spliced from 4 exons. Lineage: Eukaryota; Fungi; Ascomycota; Leotiomycetes; Helotiales; Sclerotiniaceae.
AUGCUCUCCAAUAAUUUUAAAAUAUUUCUUGUGCCUAACAAUGAGAUUUUCAGAUCGCCGUUUGCACCACCGGAAGCGCAUCAAAAGCCAAGACAAGAGAUUUGCAUCUACUGCACCUUGCAGUUCGAUGGAGAGAUAAAUAACCAACGCACCCACAACAAAAACCUCUUUGCAUCGGCUGCAGCAGAGGACUCAACCUAUUUCACUCGACACGCAAAUACCGACGAGGCCCAUCGACGUCGAAAGAUGCGCUGUCGCGUGAACAAUCGGAUGGUCACGAACAAUCGUGGCUCCUUCCUGGAAUAUAUUCCGUGUUAUACCGAAAGAGCGAGAAGGGAUUCAUUGAGCAUGAAGACAUAUCUUCGAAGCCAUAAACCAACAGCACUCACCGGUGCAACACCAUCAAGACUCAAGACUCUGGAAAGUAAUGUCUAUCUGCCCAUCCUCUGCGACACACUCCAGAAAACCUGCAACAACAAGGCAUGGUGCCUUUGUGGGUGGGAAGUUCCAGGCACUCGCAAUAACACAGGAGGAAUGAGCGAAGCCCCUGAAGCAGGCCCAAGCAAACGGGGCUUCAACAUAUCCUCAUUCUGCGGGUGCUUGGAACUUCCUGAACCGGUACGUACUGCCUACAAGAAUGCGAUUCUCAAGAUGAGUCCGGUGACACCUACCAAUUACUCGUUCGACGGAUACAACAUGAUUUUCAAUGCGAGUCCUACCACACCUACAAGCUACUCAGCUGGUGACCAUCAUGGUUCAAAAACUCCUAUUCACUUCUCUCUCUAUCUCUUUGAGUAG